AUUUUCACACGAGAAACGAAAGCGUCAAAAAUCUCUGCGGGAUCAACGAUGACGCAACAUCCACACGGUGCGCUGACCAUACUUAUAAUGGGGAUUUCAACUCUGGCAACGUUUAAACCUUGUAGCGCUAUAUACCUACCCUCCAAUCUGACGAGGUCGGAUUCGUACGCAGAAGAUGAAAGCUCGGAAUACUCUUGCAGCUCUGAAUCAAAUCCCGGUCCAUGGAGCGGGGUUUUGGAGGAUUGGGUUUUGACGUCAGAUCUCUCACCGCGAAGUUCAAGAGUCAUGAAAAUUGGGGAUAACAAUGCUGUGACCGUUUCUCCUUCGGGAAAUUCACCGAAUAAGAGGGAUGUUUCGGAAACCGAUCUCUACCUUCUCGGAGCGAUCGAAAAGCUCGUUUAUAGAGUCGAUUUCAUGGAAAAAAGAUUGAGGCGCGCUGAGGAGCUUCUAUACUAUGUCAUAUCCGGAAAUAAUCAUGAAAAGGACCCAUGCCCAAGCAAUUAUACGCGGAUCGGAAAGGGCUGCUACCACUUUGGCGCUCGCGAAUUCGACUGGAAGUCGUCGGCCAGUCUUUGUCGAGGUCUUGGCGGUGCUUUGGUGGAGCUUGAGUCUGUGGAAGAGAAUCAAGAUUUGGUCGCACAUCUUCAAACUGACAAAAAAGUUAGGGGUAAAAGUUUUUGGACCGGUGGAUUGAACCCUGGACUACUCUGGAUUUGGUCUGCCAGUGCCAGGCCGGUUCAUCAGGAUACGAAGCAGACGGUAUUAGGAGAUGGAAGGUGCUUGAACCUCCAGUUCAAUCCGGCGUCGAGAGUAUAUUCGUACAGAGGUGAGGAUUGCGGGUCUCGGCACAGGUAUAUUUGCGAACUAUCGAAGGAUGACGAGGCUGCUAAUAAGUUGGAGAGGACGGCGCGGGCGCUGAAAUCUAAAAGCAGUUGAACGUCAGAUCUAUUUACCAUCACACCAGUCAACACUAUUUAUAUUUUAUUAUUUAUUCAAUUUUUUAUUUCGGUUUCAAACAAUAACAAUAGUUAUAUAAUUAAUAAAUUAUAAUUUAUACGCAUGCUA
Messenger RNA from Athalia rosae (coleseed sawfly), 1065 nucleotides. RefSeq names its product C-type lectin domain family 12 member B. The coding region runs from base 49 to 936 and encodes 295 amino acids. The transcript is spliced from 6 exons. The record is from RefSeq and is a predicted model, not a curated record. Lineage: Eukaryota; Metazoa; Arthropoda; Insecta; Hymenoptera; Athaliidae.